This is a messenger RNA of Gallus gallus (chicken), 3189 nucleotides long. RefSeq names its product DIS3 homolog, exosome endoribonuclease and 3'-5' exoribonuclease (gene DIS3). Gene Ontology annotation, molecular function: 3'-5'-RNA exonuclease activity; endonuclease activity; RNA binding. Lineage: Eukaryota; Metazoa; Chordata; Aves; Galliformes; Phasianidae. Gene Ontology annotation, cellular component: cytoplasmic exosome (RNase complex); nuclear exosome (RNase complex). Gene Ontology annotation, biological process: rRNA catabolic process. The transcript has 22 exons. Bases 412 to 3147 code for a protein of 911 amino acids. The record is from RefSeq and is a predicted model, not a curated record.
GGGGCACGCUGGGAGGAGGCCGCGCCGGUGCCAUGCUGACCUCGCGGACCUUCCUGAAGCGUACGCGGGCGGGUGCCGUGGUGAAGGUGGUGCGCGAACAUUACCUGCGUGACGAUAUCCCUUGCGGAGCCGAUGCUUGCCCGCUCUGCCCGGUCCGACCCGGCCAGCCCCUCGGGCUCGAGGCGCGGCCUAGCGGCGCCGCCAGCAGCCUGUGCCCCGGGCCGCACUACCUGCUGCCCGACACCAACCUCCUCCUGCACCAGGAGCAUGGGGUUUUUGGACAUGGCUCUGCCCUAUGGCUGUCAUGAUCAGAGAAAAGAGCAGCACUGUAUUUAAAAGGAAAAAAAAAAAAAGACUCAAAAAGUUCAGUGGUUGAAAAGGUGAAGAGCAGCUAACAGAAUUCCAGUUGAUAUGAAUCUGGGGAAUUUAAAACUGCAAUACAACACUGGGAUUUGUUUUGGAGAACUUAAGCCUACAUUUAUGCAGAUUGAUAUCCUUGAAGACCCGGUUAUUAAGAAUGUCAUAGUGCUACAGACAGUUUUACAAGAGGUCAGGAGUCGGAGUGCACCAGUGUACAAACGAAUCAGAGACGUGAUUGGAAACCCUGAAAAACACUUCUAUUCCUUCACCAACGAACAUCAUCGAGAAACAUACAUACAGCAGGAGCAAGGAGAAAGCUCUAAUGACCGCAAUGACAGAGCCAUUCGGGUAGCAGUAAAAUGGUACAGUGAACACUUGAAGAAAAUACAGAAUGAGGAGAAUGAGGAUAUCCAAGUUAUCUUUCUUACAAACGACAGAAAUAAUAAGGAGAAAGCCCUUGAGGAAGGGAUAACUGCUUAUACGUGUGAGGAGUAUAUUAAAAGCUUGAUAGAUAAUCCUGAUCUUGUAGAUCGUCUUGCUUGCGUAUCUGAUGAAGGGAAAGAAAUAGAAAGUGGCAAAAUAAUUUUCCCAGAACACAUUCCUCUUAGCAAAUUGCAGCAAGGAAUAAAAUCUGGCAUUUACCUCCAAGGAACCUAUAGAGCAAGCAGAGAGAAUUAUCUUGAAGCUACUGUUUGGGUUCAUGGAGAUGCUGAAGAAAAUAAAGAGAUCAUUAUACAGGGUCUUAAGCAUUUAAACCGAGCAGUUCAUGAAGAUAUUGUAGCUGUGGAGUUGCUGGCAAAAGAUGAAUGGGUGGCACCAUCCUCAGUGGUUUUGCAAGAUGAUGGCCAGAAUGAAGAUGACAUUGAAAUGGAAGAGGAGAAAGAAAACAUCUUGAAGGCUUCUGUUAACAAGAACAUGCUGAGACCUACAGGAAAAGUAGUGGGUAUUAUAAAGCGAAACUGGCGACCAUUUUGUGGCAUGCUCUCCAAGUCACAGAUUAAAGAGGCAAGGCGACAUUUGUUUAUACCAGCUGAUCGCAGCAUUCCUCGGAUUCGUAUAGAAACAAGACAAGCAGAUAAAUUGGAAGGACAAAGAAUAAUUGUUGCUAUUGAUGGUUGGCCUAGGAAUUCUAGGUAUCCUAAUGGUCAUUUUGUGAAGAACUUGGGAAGUGCUGGAGAUAAAGAGACUGAGACAGAAGUUCUUCUCCUUGAACAUGAUGUCCCUCAUCAACCUUUCUCUCAGAACGUCCUCAGUUUUCUACCGAAAAUGCCAUGGAGCAUUACAGAAAAGGAUAUGAAAUACAGGGAGGACUUGAGGCAUCUGUACGUUUGUAGCGUUGAUCCUCCUGGCUGUACAGAUAUUGAUGAUGCAUUACAUUGCAGAGAAAUAGAAAAUGGAAAUCUGGAGGUUGGUGUGCAUAUUGCAGAUGUCAGUCAUUUCAUUCGUCCAGGAAACGCUUUGGAUGAGGAAUCAGCAAGAAGAGGGACAACCGUAUAUCUGUGUGAAAAGAGGAUUGAUAUGGUUCCAGAACUGCUUAGCUCCAAUUUAUGUUCCUUAAGAUCUAAUGUGGACAGGCUUGCGUUUUCAUGUAUAUGGGAGAUGAACCAGAAGGCUGAAAUUCUGAAAACCAGAUUUACAAAGAGUAUUAUUAAUUCCAAGGCUUCUCUCACAUAUGCUGAAGCACAGAUGAGAAUUGAUUCGGCAGCUAUGAAUGAUGAUAUUACUGUCAGCCUACGUGGACUAAACAAAUUAGCAAAAAUUCUGAAGAAGAAAAGAAUUGAUAAUGGAGCUUUGACGCUUUCCUCACCAGAAGUUCGUUUUCACAUGGAUAGUGAAACUCAUGAUCCUAUUGAUCUGCAAACUAAGGAACUUAGAGAAACAAAUUCCAUGGUUGAAGAGUUCAUGUUGCUUGCCAAUGUCUCUGUAGCACAAAAAAUUUAUGAUGAGUUUCCAGAGUUUGCCUUGCUCCGGAAGCAUCCUGCUCCUCCUCCAUCGAAUUACGACAUCCUUGUGAAGGCAGCAAAGUCCAAGAAUUUGGAAAUAAAGACAGACUCUGCAAAGGCAUUAGCGGAGUCGUUAGACAAAGCUGAAUCUCCUGAUUUCCCAUACCUAAAUACACUGCUGCGAAUUUUGACCACUCGCUGCAUGAUGCAAGCUGUGUAUUUCUGUUCUGGAAUGGAUAGUGAUUUUCAUCACUAUGGUUUAGCCUCACCUAUUUAUACCCACUUUACCUCACCUAUUAGAAGGUAUGCUGACAUUAUAGUGCAUCGUCUUUUGGCCGUGGCCAUAGGAGCAGACAGUACCUAUCCGGAGCUUACGGAUAAACAUAAACUGGCAGAUCUGUGUAAAAAUCUCAAUUACCGGCAUAAAAUGGCUCAAUAUGCACAAAGAGCGUCUGUUGCUUUCCACACACAGCUGUUCUUCAAAACUAAGGGAGUGGUGAAUGAAGAUGCGUAUAUAUUAUUUGUAAGAAGAAAUGCAGUUGUGGUUUUGAUUCCAAAGUAUGGGUUAGAAGGAACAGUCUUCUUUGAAGAAAAAGAUAAGCCAACACCAAAACUUGAUUACAACAGUGAGGUACCAUCGCUUACUGUGGAAGACACAACACUGUGUGUAUUUGACAAAGUCACAGUGAGCGUUACGUUAGAUGCUUCCAACAUUCAGCAUCAGAAAAUUCGGAUGGAAUUGGUAGAACCAAAGAUACUUGCAAGUGGUGUUCCUGCACAUUUAUCUACAGAGACGAGCAGCAACAAUGAACCAGAAAAAAAGAAGAAGAAGCUACAACAAUAGCAAGGUCAAAUAGUUAAUAAAGGUAGAUGUGAAUUAUUUGUA